UACAAUAGAGACGGAUCAACAAGCACAAGACGAAGAAGGCGCCACGCAUCCACCCAGCAUCAAUCGUUCCAGAUCCUGCAUCGAAACUCUGUCACAAUCAUUAUAGCAUUAGACUAAUAAACAUCACUCAAGCUCUGAGGGGCAUUGUAUACCCCUAACCAUCGUACCAUGGAUAUCAGAUGUCCGUAUACAUAGAUUUAAUGCAUUUCCAAUGCCAAGUGAGCUGUCAGCAUUGUCCAGAUAAGGGUUAGCAGCUAGCGUGAACGUGUUGCAGAAGUUUCGAGCGGUACAGACAUAAGAAUCAUUGUCUGAUAUUUCGAACAAAAAUAAGACUAUCAAGUUUAAUGUUGUUUUCACCUGCCUCGUGAUAUUAUUAAUUAAACAUUUUAUUCUCCUUCAAAUACAGAAGCGGUUUCAUUCCAAAUGUGUUAAAAUACUGCGCUGUUGAUCAAUUGAUUUCGGGUCGCACAUCGUUGGAGAGUCGGAUUCAUGUCACCAUGGAUACGCAUAAUGCAAAUAACAUCCACGGUAAAGCAGCGACGGAUGGGCAUAUCAAUGGCGGACUGCACCAAUCACGCAAUGGAGUUAGCAAAGCAGGGAUGAGCCAAACCGCCAAAACUUCUCCAUCGAAAGGAAAAUGCAACAUGGCAAUCGGUGGCGCCAAAUCAACAAAUAACCAUCAAAGGUACCUAGUAACUGACCAGCAAAAUGGCAAGAAUGGACUCGCUCCGAACAGUGAAGUCAAAUCGCAAACGGAAGGAAAGGAGACUCAACUUAAACCAAAACCGCAUGCAUCACAAACGAAGAAAACUUCAACAAGAGUGGAUCAGAAAACAGCGCCAGACAAAAAGAGCCCUAAGAAGACGAAAAAGAAACGAAAAUUUCGGAUAGGACUUGGCGUCCGUCAGCGAGUGGAUUACGGAAAGCUAGAUAAAUUCAAUUCUCGUAUAGGAUUGACCACAGGCAUCUUGCAGUUGGUACUGUCUUUAGAAGCUGUUACCCUGGGUGCCCUACAAUUCCAUUUUCGCGAGGAAUAUGCUGAUCUCGGGAAUGUACUAUUUGUUUGGCCGUCGAUAGGGUUGUGUAUCCUAAGCGGGAUAUUUGGGACGUGGUCACAUCGUAAAGGAACUUACGUGAUCUAUAUCUACAUGCUGGUAUCAAUCUUCGCUUGUAUUACAUCCUGCAUGAUGUUUGGUCUGGAGAUCAAUGCAUCCAAAGAACUUCGAAAUAAAUGUUCUCUGUCAAAUGGAAUGUCGACAUCCAACGACUCCACUGCGGCGAACACGGUGGAUUGCAAUGAUAAUUAUGGUUUGAAUAUGGCAAUAGCAGUUAUCCUAGCCAUAAUCGCAUUCAUCCAGAUUCUUAUUUCAUUUGUGGCUGCCGUGGGAAGUUCAAAUGUCAUGUGCAGUAAAGAAAAUCAUGAAAUACUAGUGGAAGAAUGUUUAUCAGAUGAUGACGAUGGCGAACCUCCUCCACCUAAUGCUGGACUUCCGCAGCUCAGAAGAGCCGCUAGGAGAAAAUGAUAUUCAUCACCAUUCGUGAGUGAGGACAAUAAAUGUAUUCCAUCACUACAAGUGCUUUCAAGGUAUCUUAUCGUUGAAAUCGUCAGGCUUUCCGGCAUGGAAUUGCAGUGGGUUUUUUUUUCACGAAACUUGCGUUUGUAAUCACUGAAUUAAUCAACGGACGACCAAACAGUUAAUAAUAGAAAUUGAAAGAAAGUGGUUAUCUAAUAAUACUUCUUAGCUUCGUGUGACGACAAAGUCAAUAUCCUGUCGGUGUAACUUAUCAACUUUUAGAAUCGAUAGAACGCUGAAUUCUAAUAAGGGGCUGAUCAAGGUUUUACCAAAAUGGGGGCAAACAUUGUAGCAACCUCUAAAGAAGGUCCUCAAAUAGGGAGGAGACUCUUGCCCCCUUUGCACCAAUCGAUGUGUGCCUGGUUCUAAUCGCGAUUCCGAUAUAAAAACUUAACUGAUUAUACUCAUAACUUCGGAUGGAAUGAAGUUUUGAACAUCCUUCGCAUCGCACGCACGAAUAACUGUUUCAAGCACAUCAACGAUGAAUGCAACUAAUCAUGUAUUGUUUAUUACAAACCACGAACAAGUAUAUGAUUAUUAACGAGAGAGAGACCUACGCUCUAUCCUUCACCCCUAUCCUUGCUGAUUGAUCCUAUACCUAUGAGGAUCCGAAAUCUUUGAUACUCGAACAUCGAUUUUAUCCCCCCCCCCCCUCCCCCGAUUUGAAUAUUAAUUUAACCAUGGAGAUGCAUGCAACAUCUACGGAGCAGCGAACAUUGUCCACGGGCGUUCCUCUCCACAAACUUUUCUUUUAGGGAAUUACGCCUUUCUUAUAUAGCCUAAACAUGCGUUGUAUUGUAAUGACGAAUUGAUUUUGCAUAAAUUUGUUUUCAAAAAUUAAUUGAAGAAUGUCUUCAUGGAAAAACAUGGUUACAUUAACUUGAUUUGCAAAAUAAUUGUUACCCCAACCAACCGUUCGCCCCCCCCCCCCCCAUCUCUUGAAUAUUAAAGCUAAUACGCCAUAGCCAUUCGAAACGGCACCAGUAUUCUGAAUCCAAACCGAGGAUGCAACAUUUAAAAUGUCAGAAUAUGGAGGGGAAAAUGACCGCACAGAGACAUGAAUUAUCAGUGAAUGUAUCCUAAAAUACUCUUUUUAGUCGGUCAUAUUUUGUGAUGUAGUAUGUGGUAAUAAUCUGUAUAAUCUAACCGAAUGGCCUAAGACAACAUCAACUACUAUAUAAGUUCCUCUGAAACUUCGCUUUUGCUCUCCCUUGAUUUGGAAACAAAUAUUUUGAGCUUUCUAGAUGUCUAAUACUAAAUUAAAGAAGCUAUUUGCCUUAACUAAUGCAGAUUAAUUCAUAUUUCAACGAUUCUGUACCAUCGUUUGUAACUAAAAUACAUACUGGGUCAGUCUGUAUGUUUUCAUGAUUAACAAAUACUUAAAUACUUACACUUGUUUGUAAAAUUUAUAUUGAACAGAAUGCUUUUUCACGAAAUGGUUCAAUUCAUAUAGAUUUUGAUUUCGGUAAUAAAUUAUAUUUAUUCGUC
This is a messenger RNA of Lytechinus variegatus (green sea urchin), 3062 nucleotides long. RefSeq lists its product as uncharacterized. Bases 498 to 1523 code for a protein of 341 amino acids. NCBI's taxonomy places the organism in Eukaryota, Metazoa, Echinodermata, Echinoidea, Temnopleuroida, Toxopneustidae. The transcript has 9 exons. The record is from RefSeq and is a predicted model, not a curated record.